GAAGGAUUGUUAUACAAGAAGAACCCCCAGAACCCUCUCAGACCGUUAUGAAUAUUGAAGUUGAAACCGUAUUAUAUACAAUGCAUUCGGAUCUCUUAGCUGUGUAUUUCAAUAAAGAGGCAACGUACCAGCAA
Racocetra persica is the source of this 134-nucleotide messenger RNA. The record is from the annotation of a GenBank genome assembly. Lineage: Eukaryota; Fungi; Glomeromycota; Glomeromycetes; Diversisporales; Gigasporaceae.